Messenger RNA from Drosophila miranda, 582 nucleotides. RefSeq lists its product as uncharacterized. NCBI's taxonomy places the organism in Eukaryota, Metazoa, Arthropoda, Insecta, Diptera, Drosophilidae. The record is from RefSeq and is a predicted model, not a curated record. The coding region runs from base 18 to 446 and encodes 142 amino acids. The transcript has 2 exons.
GCAGUAGACAGCACAACAUGGGCAUGGACGAGCAGCGGAUCAUAGCCAUCAGCAUAGCGCCCAAGCAGCAAGUGGGCCACCUGAAACCCGAGUCCACAUGGGUCCACUGUCCCGCCUGCGAGCGGUCCGAGUGUAGUGUCGUCCAGCUGGAGCCCGUCACCUGUUUUCAGCGCUUCCUCGGCUUCGCCAACCUCUUCAAGAAGUGGCCUGGCCGAACGGACAUCAAUCACUACUGCUCCCAGUGUGGCUGCUUCAUCGGACGGUUUGUCGCCAUCAGCUGCGUGGAGCGCUGCAUCUCCAAGUCGGCUAAACGCAAGGCGGCCUUGGACGACAUGACGCUGAAGACCCGCCCCAAGGACUGUGCCGAACGGGCCAGAAGUCCCGUGAGAAGGUCCUGGCCAAGCGGGCUGAGAAUUCGCGGGAAAGGGUCAUGGCCGAUCGAGUAAAGAAACAGGCCGAAAAAGAUGCCGAUGAAACACAUGCCCGACUACAAAGCCGCGGACCAACUCAAAUCCAAACACAAACCGUUGCGGUCACCGUUCCAGCGGGCUAAUAAGGUCAAAUGGUUUCUGAAUCGACUAG